AUGAAGGGAAUACUGCUUGUGGCACUCGUGAUUUUACAGUUGGUACUUCUCAGCAAAGGCUCGCUUCCGAAAAGGUCACAGAGUUGUCCACGAAAUCCGAAGCUCGAAGCUUGGAAGAAAACUGUGAAACAGAUUCUGGCGAUUAAAGGCGUCCGGGAAAAGAGACAGUCAGCG
Messenger RNA from Paramuricea clavata, 174 nucleotides. The record is from the annotation of a GenBank genome assembly. NCBI's taxonomy places the organism in Eukaryota, Metazoa, Cnidaria, Anthozoa, Malacalcyonacea, Plexauridae.